Aphanomyces invadans is the source of this 834-nucleotide messenger RNA. RefSeq lists its product as hypothetical. Gene Ontology annotation, biological process: mitochondrial electron transport, succinate to ubiquinone; tricarboxylic acid cycle. Lineage: Eukaryota; Oomycota; Saprolegniomycetes; Saprolegniales; Verrucalvaceae. Gene Ontology annotation, molecular function: heme binding; ubiquinone binding. The record is from RefSeq and is a predicted model, not a curated record. Gene Ontology annotation, cellular component: membrane; mitochondrial envelope. The transcript has 3 exons. The coding region runs from base 121 to 714 and encodes 197 amino acids.
GGCCCCGACUGCACACGUAACGAAUCGUCACAUGGUCCAGUCACCAACAUGCUGCGGCCGAGAUGCGACGCCGAUGGCACGAGAUGGCGAUGGCUUGGCUAGCAGCUGCGACAGAGCACGAUGUGCACUUCGGGACCCGUCGAAUCGAACUUAGAAGAGCCAUUGGACUUACUCCGGCGUACUUGCGGGAGUCAGUUCCGCCACCUCAUAUCCACUCCAGCCAGUCCAGUCGACCGACCGUCUGAAAUGUUUGCCCGCAUCUCCUCCACUGCUGUCCGCCGCGCCGCCGCCUCGCAAACGCGAGGCUUCCGCAAAGGCAACCCCACCAAGUUUACGGAAAACAAGGCAGACACUGGGUUCAAUGCUGUCCUCAAUGCCGACAACUCCAAGCACACUAGCAAGGUGAUGCACUACACGAGCUACGGCCUCUUGGCGCUCGUCCCUGCCGCGGUCGUGCUGAGCCCGUCUGCGUUGAACACGCCGGUCGACAACUUGCUGGCGGUGCUGAUCCCCGUGCACAGCCAUAUCGGUAUCAACAACGCCGUGUCGGACUACGUGCCCAAGAACUUUCAAAAGUUGGUUCGCACGGGUGUCCUCGGCGUGUCAGUCGUCACUUUCUUGGGGCUCAUCACCCUCAACGUCACAGGCGCUGGCGUCACCGAGACUGUCAAGUCUCUGUGGCGUGAACCUCCUUCCAAGAAGGCGUCGCAUUAAGUAGGUCUCCCUGUGCCGCCCCGAUACUCGACUUCGACACUCAGAAUCCGUUGAAGCUAGAACGAUUUCAUCGAUAUUCUGGACCACUAUUCAUUGAAACUUUGCCAUUUUUCAACACAA